Molecule: messenger RNA, 2509 nt
Organism: Anopheles merus
Lineage: Eukaryota; Metazoa; Arthropoda; Insecta; Diptera; Culicidae
Product: proton-coupled amino acid transporter-like protein CG1139
Exons: 4
Coding region: 379-1974 (531 amino acids)
Biological process (GO): amino acid transmembrane transport
Cellular component (GO): vacuolar membrane
Molecular function (GO): amino acid transmembrane transporter activity
Source: RefSeq, a predicted model, not a curated record
GACCGGGGUCCCCCGAAACGGUCACUAGCAGUGUAGCCACUGGUCGAAGUAGGUCGUGGUGCUGUUUUGUUUCACCCCUCUUUUUUUUUUUGUUUUCGCGCGUCCGGCCCCGUGCUGCAUUUGAAGGUGUGCGUGCGUGCGUGCGUGCCAGCGGAGCGUGUGACAAAACCCCAAACUCCGAAAAGCAUCCCGAUAUCAAACGCGGUUGUCCGCUGCAAUCAAAUCGCGGGUUUUGGUUUUGUUUUUUUGCUUGGCCAACAUCUUCACCCUUCAUCCCUUUGGUCGAUGCUUGGGCCUGCAACGGCUUCGGUGCCGGUCGACACGAUCAACAGCCUGCAGCAGCAGCAGCAGCAGCUACAAUAGACGCAGCUGGGCAAGAUGCCGGUGGCAAUCUCCGUGGAGGAUUGUUACGCUCCGCCGGGUGUCUAUCGGGCGGUGGAGCCGGACCAGCUCACCCACCGGGACGCGGAGGCAGCGAACGGUGGGGAGAAGCCACCGCUCGACAGUGCGAACGGUGGCGGGCCGCUCGAGCUCCAGCACGUGCCGGCGGGUGGUGACAUGCGGUACCACACCCGGCACCAUCAUCAUCGCGAGCGGCCCGGGCACGAUUACGCCGAGGACGUCAUUACGCCGCAGGGCGUCCAGCCGCACCACAAGACGAGCUACGCGGAGACGAUGAUGCACCUGUUCAAGGGCAACAUCGGCACGGGCUGCUACGCGAUGGGCGACGCGUUCAAGAACGGGGGCCUGCUGCUGGCGACCGUGCUGACCCUGUUCAUCGGGUUCGUGUGCGUGCACUGCCAGCACGUGCUGCUCAACUGUGCCGCGCUGAUGCAGGCCCGCAAGCUCGAGCAGGAGGCGGCCGAGCGGGCGAGCGCCACCAACGGCAAGCCAGCGGCAGCGGGCGAGAAGAAGCUGCCCGACCCGGUCCCGCCCGUCACGGAACCGCUCGACUUUGCCGACACGGUCGCGCUCUGCUUCGCGUACGGGCCGCCGUCGGUGCGGCCGUGGGCCCCCACGAUGAAGCGCGCGGUCAACAUCUUCAUCUGCGUGACGCAGCUCGGCUUCUGCUGCAUCUACUUCGUGUUCAUCAGCUCCAACUUCAAGCAGAUCGCGGACCGGUACGGGCUCGUGCUGGACGUGCACCUGCACAUGGCGCUGCUGGUCGUGCCGAUCGUGCUGACGUCCAUCAUCACCAAGCUGAAGUUCCUGUCCUACUGCUCGCUCGCCGCCAACGUCUUCAUGACGCUCGGCAUCGGCAUCACGUUCUACUACGCGUUCCAGGAGCUGCCACCGAUCGGCGAACGGCACCUGGUCGGCCGGCUCGAGCAGCUGCCCCUGUUCUACGGUACCGCGAUCUUCGCGUUCGAGGGCAUCGCGCUGGUGCUGCCGCUGCAGAACGAGAUGAAGCAUCCGGCCGACUUUGGCAAACCGUUCGGCGUGCUCAACAUCGGCAGCACCUUCAUCAUCCUGCUGUUCACCGCGUUCGGCUUCACCGGCUACUGGCGCUGGGGCGAGUCGGUCCAGGGUAGCCUCACGCUCAACCUGCCGGACAACGAGAGACUGGCGGAAAGCGUGAAGCUGAUGAUCGCCACCGGCGUACUGCUCGGGUACGCGCUGCAGUUCUUCGUCGCCAUCAUGAUCAUGUGGCCGAUGGUGGAGAGCCGGCUGCCGCUCGCCCGCCGCCAUCCCGUCCGCUGCGAGAUGGUGUUCCGCAUCAUAAUGGUGCUGGUGACGUUCCUGAUCGCGGAGUGUGUCCCGAACCUGGGCGCCUUCAUCUCGCUCAUCGGCGCCUUCUGCUCCUCCUCGCUUGCCCUCAUGUUUCCGCCGCUGAUCGAGCUGAUCGUGGCCUGGACGAACGGUACGCUCGGCGUGUGGCUGGUGGCCAAGAACGUCGUCAUACUGCUGCUGGCCUUCCUCGGGUUUGCCACCGGCACGUACGAGAGUGUGUCGGCGCUUGCCAAAGAUUUUUGAGCCAUCCGCCAUCCAGAAUGCGGAAUAGAUGUGUGUUAGGGAGGCAUUACGUGUUAUUUUAUUUUUUUUUAUUUUUUGUGUAAAUGUAUAAUAUUUUUAUAACUCGUGUUACUGUACUUGCCAUACCGUGAUUGCUUCGUCCUGAGCUGACAGUUUAUUUGGCAGCAGACCACAACACUAAAGUGCUUAUAUGAUUGUUUAAAGGCAAAGGGACAGGACGGUCCGCACUCACCAACGGCUAAAAGCCAACAGGGACAGAUUAGCAGAUUAGGCGUUGUGAAGCAAGAGUGAGGUACGGAGCAUGAAGGUCGCAUUAGGCGGUAGUAAAGUUACGCGGGCCAGCACAACUGAGUAGCCAGUAAGGAUGUGAAAAGUAGUUUUUGUUAGAAAAAAAAACGGAGUAAACGAACCGGUGAAAGUUGAAUAUGGCGACAUUUGUAACUCGCAGGUUCGAAGUAUUUUGCGUGAACGAUAUCGGUAACGUCACAAUAAAAAAAAAGAUAUUCCAUUCACAGUAAGUGAAUCAGGGUUUGGA